Messenger RNA from Pyrus x bretschneideri (Chinese white pear), 1070 nucleotides. Its product is annotated as plant UBX domain-containing protein 1-like. Gene Ontology annotation, biological process: protein-containing complex disassembly. The transcript has 7 exons. The record is from RefSeq and is a predicted model, not a curated record. Gene Ontology annotation, molecular function: ATPase binding. The coding region runs from base 100 to 858 and encodes 252 amino acids. Lineage: Eukaryota; Viridiplantae; Streptophyta; Magnoliopsida; Rosales; Rosaceae.
GGCGAAUCCCUUAUACAAAUAAAAGAAUAGAAUCGUAUAACUUAAUCGGAUCCCUCUGAUUCAUUUUCUGUUGGUGUGGGAUUUCUCGGAGUGUCGCUGAUGAUUGUUGAUGCUUCUUCUCACACACCCUUGAAAAGAAGGAAGUUCAGAAGCAUUGAUCCCAUGGAGGCCGAAGAAGCUCAGGCCAAGCUCACAGCAGCAAAAGAAAAGGUCGGGAGAGAAAUCCACGUUUUUGAAACAACAUCAGCAUCUUCUUCUUCACAAAGUGAAGAGUCUAAUACUGAGGAGACAGAGGAUUUCUAUGAGUUCACUGCAGAAGAUUAUUAUCGGGUUUUGAAUGCAAAAAAAGAAGAUAAGACUCUUAAAACACGAAAGUUAAGAGAGGCAGAGAAGGCUGCCCGCAGGUCAAGGAUAACAAAGACGGUGAUUAGGGUUCGAUUUCCUGAUAAUCACACAUUGGAGGCCACUUUUAAUCCAUCAGAAACAGUUCAGAGCUUGGUUGAUCUCCUCGUCAAAGUGGUUGCUCGACCAGAAUUACCAUUCUAUAUAUAUACCACUCCUCCGAAGAAGCAGAUAAAAGACACGUCACAGGAUUUUCACACUGCUGGAUUUGUUCCCGGUGCAAUUGUGUACUUUUCAUAUGACACACCGAAAGCGGAUGAUGCUGCAGAUGCGGUGUCAGGUCCCUUUCUUCAGGAAGAGGUCAUGUCUUUGAAAGGUUUGGAACUCAUCAAGAAGCAUGUAGAGCCGCCUGUUCAGUCUGCACCAGAAACCACAUCGGAGGCACCACCCCCUGUUGUCCAAGAGAAGAAGCCCGAGGGGAAGAAACCUGCUAAGCCGAAGUGGCUGAAAAUGUGACAUGAAUCGCGUUAGUAACUUCGCAGGUUCACCCUGUUAAUCGUCAUAUGUUCUGUGAAUCUUCACGCACAACUUGUUAUCUCUAAGAUUGUGCUGGUUCUCGCAACUUGCCCUCGGAUGCUUGUUAGGAGUUUCAAUAAUUUGUGUUUUCUAGAACAAAACAAUGUAUGAAUUUUAGCAUCAUGUUUGGAUGUAACAAUACCAAAAUUACA